Messenger RNA from Centropristis striata (black sea bass), 3743 nucleotides. It is a transcript of the gene wnt10b, whose product is annotated as wingless-type MMTV integration site family, member 10b. Gene Ontology annotation, biological process: multicellular organism development; cell fate commitment; neuron differentiation. The record is from RefSeq and is a predicted model, not a curated record. Lineage: Eukaryota; Metazoa; Chordata; Actinopteri; Perciformes; Serranidae. The transcript has 7 exons. Gene Ontology annotation, molecular function: frizzled binding; cytokine activity. The coding region runs from base 585 to 1874 and encodes 429 amino acids. Gene Ontology annotation, cellular component: extracellular region.
UCGUGAGUGAGGAUAAUAUCCGGCCAAUCAAGUAUUUGUGACUGUAAAAAAAACAGUAAACUAAUCAGUAAUGAGAUUGAAUAUGAACAGGAUUACCCCAACAGACAGUUUGUGUUAAUUAACGUUACCUGUUGAAAUUAAGAAUCGAGUUAAAGUCGUUAACGUUACCUGCUAACUUUAGUUUUAUUGAAGCUAACGUUAGGUUACCUGGCAACAAGUAGAAAUUGAGCUGAGUCUGUUCGGGUAACCGUUACUUUACUGCUCUCAACCUCUCAUUAUAACGGCGGUUAAUUUCAUUGUAUUGUCAAAUAUUUCUAUUAAUCCAUUAUGUACAGUGGACAUUUUGUUUAUGGCUAUUAGGACUUUACCUAAAGAUAACGGGGAGCAUGCCAGAUUCUGUACAAGCUUGCAGAUGAAGAUGGAGAAGAAGGGUCUGAGGGGACAGAAGUCCAAUAUGAACAAGGAUGGAGACCCAGACCUCUGAAAUGCAAACACAGGCUUUGGCUGCCAGAUGCUUGGGAUAAUGGAUAGGACUGCAGAAAGAAAGAUGGAGAGGUUGUGGCAGGCCGGUAGAUGAUGAAGUGAUGGAGAUGUUAGGAGGCCUGGGCCAUUGUGAUGCUGGGUGGCUGUUACUCUGGAACUGCCAUCUGCCGAAAAGGGUGCUGUGUAAUGAUAUCCUCAGCCUGAAGGUGGCAGGAGAUCCAGUGCUAACCCCUAACUCAGUUUGCCUGAGGCUGGCAGGCCUCAGUAAACGUCAGAUGCGGAUGUGUGUGCGGAGCCCUGAUGUGACGGCCUCCGCUCUGCAGGGCAUCCAGGUGGCCAUCCAUGAAUGCCAACACCAGCUUCGGGACCAGCGCUGGAACUGCUCCUCACUGGAGGGCCUUGGCAAACUUCCCCACCACAACACCAUCCUCAACAGGGGUUUUCGCGAGAGUGCCUUCUCUCUGGCUUUGCUAGCAGCGGGUGUGGCUCACUCUGUGGCCUCAGCCUGCAGCAUGGGCAAGCUGCGGGGGUGUGGCUGUGAGGCCAAGCGCCGCCAGGACGAUGACAAGAUCCGCCUGAAACUCACACAGCUGCAGCUGCAGACGCUGCAGAAGGGUGGAGUAGGCCUCGGCAUGACACGGUCAUUACCCUCAGAGCUAAACGGUCACCAUGGAGACCUGCCCGCUAACCUGCGCUCCACCCACCCCUCUGCCCUGCUCAAGCCUCUACCAGAUGAGCUGAGCUCCAUGCAGGAUACGUGGGAGUGGGGGGGCUGCAGUCAUGACGUCCGUUUUGGGGACCGUUUUUCCAGAGACUGGCUCGACUCCCGUGGCUCGCCAAGAGACAUCCACGCUCGCAUGAGGAUACACAACAACCGGGUGGGCCGACAGAUAGUGACUGACAACAUGAAGAGGAAGUGCAAAUGUCACGGCACAUCAGGAAGCUGUCAGUUUAAGACCUGCUGGCAUGUGUCUCCAGAGUUCAGGCUUGUGGGUUCUCUGCUCAAGGAAAAGUUCUGGUCAGCCAUCUUUGUCAACUCCCAGAACAAGAACAACGGGGUUUUCAACCCUCGAACUGGAAAUGGCGCCAGUGGGAGUGCAGGGGGACUCAACGGAGGCCGUCGUCGCACCAUGUCCAGAGAGCUGGUGUACUUUGAGAAGUCUCCUGAUUUCUGUGAGCGUGAUGCAUCCAUAGACUCUCCGGGUACACAAGGACGCAUCUGCAACAAAACCAGCUACAGCACAGACAGCUGUGGCUCGCUGUGCUGCGGCCGUGGACACAACAUCCUGAAACAGACACGUAGCGAGCGCUGCAACUGCAGGUUCCACUGGUGUUGCUAUGUGCUGUGCGACGAGUGUCGUCUCACAGAGUGGGUCAAUGUGUGCAAGUAGAUUCUCUCAGUCCCUGCUGCCUUUACUCAUCCAGGACUCAAGAUGGCAAGCCUGUCCCUUCGCCCACUCCUUUUGUUUCGAGCGAUUGUUUUGCUCCUUGUGUAACUCUCCCAGAGAAUCUGUUUAUCCCCCCCUCCUUUUUUUUCAGUCCAUCAUCUGGGAUCUAUUUUCUCUUUGUAGCCGCUGUUAUUCUGAAAAUGCCAAGUCGGAGAUUGAAGAGGUGACUCAUGUCAUUUGUCCUGCUAUGGUCUGUUUAGACGCUGCCCUCUCAGCCAUGAAAAAAGCCUUUACCCCCAUCUUUUCUAUCCCACAAAACAAAGACGGGCAACAGCAGAGGAGCUUUUUUAAUUCAAUGUCUACAUGCUGACUCAUCUCUUUGUACAGUAGCUGUGUAUUUUAAUGUGUACAUGUAUAUUUGUAAAUGUAUUAUUAAUAUUAAUAUUAUUAUUGUGUUGGAGCCUGUCUUUUUGGCUCAAGUUGUGCUGGCCGAGUGGCUCAGGAUAUUGAACCAGGGCUGUUAGGCAACACAGUCUCACAGCAGUUUACUUGGAUCUUACAUUUAACUGGGCUUUUCUAAUGAUCUCCAACAUAUUUACUCCAUUUGUAUAUUUUGCACCUGUGACGUAGACAGAGCAACAGUACUUAUUUGGGGAUCAGUUACAAAAUCUUUCUAGACAAGGGUUUUACUAAUAGAAGAAGUCAAGAUAAAGGACAGAUAAGGUAAAAUGUGUUUUUGUGGUUUUUGAGGAACUGAUAUUUCUGAUAGAUACUACAAGCAACAGGACUGAAAGAGCACAACUUAUCAAAGCUUGUAGAGUAAAAUUCAGUCCUUCAAUUCCUAAUCACAACAACUAAUCAUUCUGAUUUAUUUACACCAUUGUAACAAUAGUAACUUACUUCAUGGGAGUGGUUGCUCGUGGUCAUGUCUUUCACGAAUAUAACUGUGAUGUGAUGUGUGUCACUUUUCCUAUGAAACCAUGACUGAGCUCUCGUUAUUCUGUGCCUGCUUUUGUCCGUUUCAUCAGUCCGAGCACUCCUUAGAUUCUUCCCACAUGUAGGAGAUGUCAAAGUGAGAGAUGGACCUGCUUUAGUCUUGAACUGAUGCGGAAGGGUGUGUGUGUAUGUUUCAGUGUGUGUCCGUUGCUGUGUAAAUGGUGGGGUACGUUCUACGCACUACAGAUUUGGGAGGUGAGAGCCUUUUUUAUGGCCACUCCAUGCUGAGAGAAGGACUUUUUAUGGCUGCAGGAUAUUGUUUCCUUAAAGUAUGACUUUUAUUACUGGAGAGAAGCAUCAAGAGAGCAGAGAGUGGGGGUGAUUAUACCAGUCUUUGCUGUGUGAGCAUCUGAGGGGAUCAUCUGUCCUGGAGUUCAUAGCCAAGGAAGGGACUCACUAAACCACGUGGGACGCUGUGUCCCAGUUACCUGGGAGACAGACUACACACAUAUAAACACAGGCACAUAAACACAUGCAUGCUUUUAUGCGCAAAGACACUUGCAUGUAGUAAUACUGGCACUGGUGCACAAUGAAAAACAUGCAUGCUGGUGCGUGCAUAUGAGCUGUCAGACAGAACUUUUGGUGACCCGAGUGAUUUGCACUUUCAUUCUAGUUACACAGCAGAUUUAGCAAAACUCUCACGUCAACACCUGACUGAAUUUACGAUAACAGCAUUCCUAGACAUCUUAGAUUAUCCAAACUCCAUGUUUUGUCUGACUAAUGGGAUUUAAUGCCAACUCAUUCUUGAUUGUAUGGACUUCUGUAAAUAGCCCUCCACUCCUGAGAAAUGGCAGUGCCAGUGGCUGAAUUGACCGUUCUGUCUGUUUGGUAUUUAGUGAGGGAAUAAAAAGGAGACAGUGACUAGUAUGGAAUGAU